Fragaria vesca subsp. vesca is the source of this 553-nucleotide messenger RNA. RefSeq names its product ubiquitin-60S ribosomal protein L40-like. The transcript is spliced from 4 exons. The record is from RefSeq and is a predicted model, not a curated record. The coding region runs from base 27 to 413 and encodes 128 amino acids. Gene Ontology annotation, cellular component: ribosome; cytoplasm; nucleus. NCBI's taxonomy places the organism in Eukaryota, Viridiplantae, Streptophyta, Magnoliopsida, Rosales, Rosaceae. Gene Ontology annotation, biological process: protein ubiquitination; modification-dependent protein catabolic process; translation. Gene Ontology annotation, molecular function: ubiquitin protein ligase binding; protein tag activity; structural constituent of ribosome.
AGAGAGAGAGAGCCGCCGCAGCAAAGAUGCAGAUAUUCGUGAAAACCCUAACGGGGAAGACCAUCACUCUCGAGGUGGAGAGCAGCGACACCAUCGACAAUGUCAAGGCCAAGAUCCAAGACAAGGAAGGCAUCCCUCCUGAUCAGCAGCGUCUCAUCUUCGCCGGAAAGCAGCUCGAGGACGGCCGCACCUUGGCCGACUACAACAUCCAGAAAGAGUCGACUCUUCAUUUGGUGCUGAGGCUUCGCGGAGGGAUCAUUGAACCUUCAUUGAUGGCUUUGGCUCGCAAGUACAAUCAGGAGAAGAUGAUUUGCAGAAAAUGUUAUGCUCGUCUCCACCCAAGGGCAGUCAACUGUAGGAAGAAGAAGUGUGGCCACAGCAACCAGUUGAGGCCAAAGAAGAAGAUCAAGUAAACAAUUCAAAGGUCUAGGCUUGAGUCUGAGGUUAUAUUUUGGUUGAACUUUAUUUUUGGUUAUAUCAGAAUGUGCUUGUUCCUAAUAUUGGAAUCAUUGUAGUUUAUACCUAAUGGAUUUUGGAUGCAUGUUGAUGUUUG